This is a messenger RNA of Lymnaea stagnalis (great pond snail), 13924 nucleotides long. NCBI's taxonomy places the organism in Eukaryota, Metazoa, Mollusca, Gastropoda, Lymnaeidae. The record is from the annotation of a GenBank genome assembly.
UAUUUAUCAAAUUCAUUUUUUUAUUUUGAGAGGUAUCUUGUGCUGCCUGGGGAAAAGUGACCAAUCCCUUCCCCAUCCAGAUUUUUAAAAAUUUAGAAAAUCUUCCUGCGGAUUCUAGUCCCUUCCAUGCACUUCAUAUGGUUCGAUCUUAUUUGUAUGAGGUAUAAGUGGAUUAGUGAAUGCUAUUUACUAUUUAGCUAUGGAGUUGCGCUGCACUGAUUUAAUUAAACUGCAUUUUCUUAUUAGAAUUAUAUUUAAAGGUUAGUUUUUUAAUAUUAAUACAUUAUAAAUUUAAUAAAAGCAUAUUUUUUGGAACAAAACAAUGCAAAACUUUUUAAAUAUACAAAGCAACAUUGUGUGUGUGUUUUAUUAAAAAUUUAAAAAGCAAUCAAUUGUAUUUAUUAAUUUUACUUUUAAGAAGAGAAAAUACAUUAUCAAUUUUGUCACGCGCGGUUAUUAAAUUUAAAGAAACCUAAGAGGUUUGAUGAAAUAGUCUAUUCGCGCUAUGAUGUCAUUUGCGUGAUUAUUAAGAACAAAUUAAUUUAAAUUUUUAUUACGCAAUAUUAACAACGCACUAAAAGAUGCACUAAAAAUGACUGAUGCUUGGGUUUUCUCGAUAAAUGUGAUUACGGUGUAAUUCUUUGAUCAUGAUUUUUUAAUUAUUUUUUUUUUCAUAACUUUCAAACACAUAUAAAAUGCUUAAAAUAGUUCCUUAGUUGAUACUUUAAAUGUAUUUGUAAUUUAUAAUAAUAUAACUUUAACUUUUAAUAAAAUAAAAGCGGAUUUCAAAUAUUUUUUGUGCAUUUAAAUUUAUUCGAUUUCCGUAAAAUUAUAGAAAAUAACUAUGAUUGUUUUUAGGAAUCUGAACGUACUUAUAUCUUUUCUGUUCUUUGGAGUUACGUCAGUAUAGCUCAUUCUUAUAUAUAUAUAUAUUAAAAUCAUUUUCAGAUACUAUUCAGCAUUAUUUGGUGUUUAUAGUCUUAUAGUGAAAUUUAAAUGGGUUAUUGAUGGAUUGCCGUUAUACAGAUGUUAAUGAUUUUUUUAAAAAGAAGAACACCUCAUUUUUUGGUUCUAGUUAAAUUUUGUUUUGAUACAGUAAUUGAACAAUAAGGCCCACACAAAAUGAAAAAUGUUUUAUUCUUUAAAAAAAACAGUUCAUAAAAUUAAAAUACCCUAACCUAUUUCAUUUGUAUUGAAAUUAAGAUUCUGAAAUUUGAUUUUACCAUAACUGAAAUAAUUAUUAUAACAUUUUAAAGUUUAAAUUCCAUUAUUCCACAGUGAACUAUUUAACUAUUUUUAUGUCCUUUAUAUUAACUUCACUUUUGUUUGUGAGUUUGUGGCAAAAUCUUUGGAAUGCUAUAUGACCCACUUCCUGUCAUCCUAUUGAACUGAAACCUUGGCACAUAGCAACACAUUCUUUAGCAUUUUUACACCCCCCCCCCCUCAAGAAGUUCAUCCUGUUUUUCAAGAUGUGGAGAAUGUUAAUGCUUUGUUAAAUACAUAAAAAUCUUUGGAAUGCUAUAUGACCCACUUCCUGUCAUCCUAUUGAACUGAAACCUUGGCACAUAGCAACACAUUCUUUAGCAUUUUUACACCCCCCCCCCCUCAAGAAGUUUAUCCUGUUUUUCAAGAUGUGGAGAAUGUUAAUGCUUUGUUAAAUACAUGUCUUGGUGUGGAGAUUACUUGUUUAGCUCUUGCUAUGAGCUUUGUUUGUGUGACCUAUUUGGGUAUGCAGUAAAAAUAAUAUGUAUUUUUGAAGGGGUAAUUCAAGGAAAUCUGAAAUGUUUUUUCACUAGAAGUUUACCAUUGAAUGUGAGAUAAAUCAUAUUCAAUUACAUAAAUACAAAAAAAAAUGCAUAUAAAGGAUUUAUAAAAAAAAACUUAGUUUUUAGGGGUUGUUUUUAUUACUACUUUUACUUUUACCCCUUAUUAUUUGGCCACCUGAUAAAUCAUUGCAGAAUUUUGUUAUGCUCCUUUAGAUAUUUUAUUAUGCUCCCCUUAACCACAAUGUGACUAUGAUGUCAGAAUUCUCCAAAUCUCUUACCCCCAAAAAUCUCUCUUACACCUGAACAGUGCACAAACACUCACAUUCAUUGACUCAUUUUACUAAUUUUAUCAUUUAAUUUGAUAAAAGUAAACCAAAACUGCAGUUGCAAAAUCAUAUCUAGGCAGUAAUGUACUUUUGGACAAAAUUUUGGGCAUUAUUAUACAGAUAUAGAUUUAAAAAUGUGUAAUUCAUUUUUCCUAAAGGAAAUUUGACUAUUUUUGCAAUUAAAAAUAAAAUUAUAAAAACACAAAAAUUUUCCCUCUCCACCAAAGUGCUGCCCAGCCCAAUAGCCCCCCUUGGGACCCUUUAAUUUCACUACUGUAUUUAGACUAUUUCCAAAUUUUUAUCUUAUUUCCUCAACCCACCUUUCACUUUAGAGGCUUUCUUCCAAAAUUUUGUCAGUACUUACCCCAUCUUUCACAAUAUCAGUUAACAACUGAGUUAAUAUCAGCAAUAACAGGUGCACUGUUGUAGCCUUUAGGGUUAAUAGAGAUACAGUUUUUUAUUCAAUAUGCAACUGAUAAUUUUAUUGAGACAGCAAAUUUUUAUAUCCUUAUUUAAGGUGCUCCCUGUCAUUUUUUUAUAAAAACAUUAUAAUAAAAUAAAAAUCAUUUAAAUUCAAUGAGAACUCUGUUCUAUUAUUUACAUUAUGUUUUUGCAUUUUUUUAAAUUUAGCUUUGAAUUCCAACUUCCAUAUAUAAAUUAGGAAAGUAGAAUAUAUCACAAACUUAAAAUGCCAGCUGGACGAAGCAAUGCCCUGUCAUUGCUUCAAAAAGUGAACAGCCAACUUCGGGGUGAAAGAGUUCCAGUAAAAUCAAAGGAUGAGGAUGAACUUGCAGUGAGUGUGUCUUCUUGCACUAAGUUGUUGUUAAAUAUCAUUAUACAAUUUAAGAUUUAUUUUUUGGAUCGCUUGAAAAUUAGAUUGUAUAUAUAAAUAUCAUGCAUUGCAUACACUUCUAAUUAUUUAUCAAGCGCAUUUUACGGACUGUCUAUAAAUUUUUGGAUGGUUGGCAACCCUGAACAUAACCCCAUUGAGUGCCACCUGCUGUUUGAUGAUUUAGAAAUAGGCCUAUUCAUUAAACUUAAUUUGUUUUAACUUUUUAUCUACUGCCUAAUAAUAAAUGAAUGAAAACAUUUAAACAAAAGGAAAUUUGAAAAUUUACACUUAAAUUUUUAGAAGUACAAUUCCUUCUACUCAUUAAGGCCUCUCAGCAAUUCCAACUCACUACACUCUUAUAAACUGAAUAUGAUUGUGUCUGUCAGUAAAUUAUUUUAUACUGAUUAAAAUAGACAUGUCUUAUUUUCUUUUCAGUCCUACUUGAAUAAUUUAGCUCAAAAGACACAGCAACCAAAAGUUGUUAACUUUGAGGAGUAUGGUGACAUCUCUAUAUCCAGUGGUGCUGAUGUCAGGAGCUCUCUCACUCCCCGAGGCCGUCGUUCCUCCAGCCCUAAAAUGACUCCCAUUACUCCAAAAACUAAUAAGUUUCUCAAAAAAAAGAAGCUAGAUAGUGAAACUCAAAAUACACCGAUUGCUGGUUAGAAUUAUUUUUAAGUUAUUCUGCAUUUAGUGAAAUUAGUUAAGGGCUUUUGUUAUUAUGUUUGCAAAGUUCAAACAAGGGAGUGAUUUACUUUGGUUUUAUUUUGAAAAAAAAAACUGUUUUCAUUUGAUUUCUUUUAAAAUUAUAUAAUAAUUGGGUUUAUGUAAUUAUUUAAUUAGAUUUUUUAAUAUAUUUUUUCAUCAGCUGAAAAGUUACAGGGAUCCAACACUAAAACUCUUGUAAAGGCAAAAAAUGUGAUGAACAAAACAAAAGGCAAGAGUUUUCUCAAACAAUUAUCAGUAGACAGCGAAAUGGAUGUCAGCUCAGGAUCUGAGAUAGAUAUGAGGCCUGGCUCCUCAGACAGAAAUUUUGGGAAGGAUAGGUCCAAGUUUGUAAAGAACAAUAAAUCUGGAAUAAGUAAAACUAGUUUGAGAUCUGCCAGUCCACAGUUUUCUCAAAAGAGCUCAUCAAUGGAAGAAAAACAGAGAGGUAAAUGUAAUUUGUUGAUGAAUGUAUAUACAUUUUUAAUGAUAAUAUAUUGACUGAUGUCAAAUGCCCAUUUUAUAUUACUUUCUUUUUUUUUUAUGAAGGAAAUAAGAAAAAUGAAAUUGUGAGAACCCUUGGUAGUGUUUACUUAACGUCAGAAGAGGAAAGUUUGGCAGAGUUUAUACACAAUUUAUCAGUAUCAGACUCUUCCAAAAAACAGCCAAAAAAUGUAAGUAGUAGGCCUACCUUCUAAUAUGUGUGGUACUAUAAUAAAUCUUAAUCAUAUCUUAAAUGUUAUUGAUUGAUUUUAAUUUGUUUAAAUAAAAGGUGUUUUUUUAGAUCUGAAGUUAUUUUUUUUAAGUAUUAUUUUUAUAAUUUUUAAAGCUAUUGCAAAAAUGAAUCACAUUUUAUAAAAGAAUUUAUUUUUAUCGCAAAAAGCUGGUUGCUAAGAAGCAUCAAAAAUGGAUUAAAAAAACAGAAACUCAAGUAGCAAGGAAAAGUUCAUCUCCUGUUGAGAGAUCUAGGUCACCACCCUUCAAAAGAUCUCCAUCACCUUUGGGCAAACAGUCUCGUUCUCAGUCACAAGAUUCUGAACUGAUAGAUUCUAUAGACAGUGAGAUACUAGAGGACAGCAGAGCUCGAAAUAAAUCAACCAGUUUGGAUGAUCCUAUACACAGUAAUAAUUUUUGUUAUUACUGUAUUGUUCUAAAUAUAGGCCUCUUCUGACUAUAAUCAACACCCUUAAAAUUUUAACUAUUUAACAAAAUGUAAAUAAUUUUUGUUGCAACAUCCUGAAUGUAGGCUACAACCCUAGUUUAAAAGAUUUACAUUGGGGGAAAAACUUUGGCCUAUACUCGGAACAAUGCACUAUUUUAGAUUUAAAUUUCUUGUUUUUGCCUUUUUAAUUUUUUUAAAGAUUUAAACAUUAAUCAAAUGAAGAUGAACUCAAAUUACUAUAUGUGUAUGAAUUAAUAAAUGCAAUUGUAAUUUAAAGUAAAACUGAACAAUUGCUAAGGUGAAUUGCAUAACGCACAUUUUUAUAGAAGCCUUAAAAAUAAAAGAGGAAUGUUUUAUUGCAUAAGCGUGCUACAAAACAUAAAUGAUCAAACAAUACAAAAACAAUGUUUGAAAAUAUAUAGAAAAAGGAAUUAACUCUGUCUAUACCAUUUUAUGUCCACAGUAAAGCCCCCAAACCAAAAAAAGAGUUAGAGUGUGCUAGACAGUGCCUCAAUAGUGUCAAAAUAUCUAUUUCCAUAUACAACUGUUGUAUGCUGGACAUACCAUAAGAUUUUGAAAAUCUCAUAUCUCCUUAGUUUUAAGUGUGCAGGAUUCAGCAGUGAAAAAUUAUUUACAAUAAUUGUCAUAAUUUUUUACCAGCUGAAGGACCGGCUAUGCCCAGUAGAAAGUUUGCUUGGUUACUUAUUUUUAAAAUUUAGUAUUUUAUGAAUCUCAUGGUUCAUUUUAUUCUUUUGCUUGGUCACAUUAAUUUAUAUUAUGCAUCAAAUGAGAAUUUUUGUAAGUGAGGUAGCAGAAGAGUCACAUUAAAGAACAUAAGUUUAGUGUCUUAAUAUUAACAAGAAUACCGGUAUGUGGAAUUUUGGUUUGAAUGUUUUCCUGGUUUAGUUAAUUAAUCACUGUCACUAGUUAAUGUAAUUUAGAGAGAACGCGAGAUACUUAAAGGUCUGCCUAUAAAAGUUAAACUACAUGUAAUUAAAGAACAAAGGUGUAUGAACUGUUGUACAUAAUUUUUAUGGAAAGAAAAAUUAAUUUUUAGUUUGGGGGAUAUUUUUUCAUUUUGUCAUUUUGAAAAGUGAUAAUGUGACAAUGACCUUUUAUUGAUCUGGAUAAGCAUGGGACUUUAGUAAAGUUUGUUGAGUGAUUUAUAUUUUUUUUUAGAUAUCACGUGGACAGCACUUUAUAGCUCUCCCUUAAACUAAAACAAUGGCAUCAUUCUAAGGUUUUGUCUGUCUUUUUCUUAAAGUAAACCUCAAGGAUUUAUCUAGCCUUGCACCAGCAUCACCAAGUCCCACACCACGAGGCAGAAGGUCACCAACUAGAAAGGAAAGAAAACAAGUUUCUAGUAAACCUGCUGCUUCCAAUUUCAAAGCUUCUUUCACCAAAGGAGAUAACAAAGCACCAACAAAAACUUCUAAAGCUUCUCCAAAGAAGUCAAAUUCUAAGACCAGUUUGUUUGAAAAUUUUGGUAUCCACAUGGUGGAUGAGCUGCUUGAUGUAAAUUCAGUUGCCAUGCCUUUUAAUGAUGUGGAUAUCUCAGAGGAAUCAGAAAUAAAAACGGAGGGUAAAGAUGACAGGAAAAAGGUAACACAGCGAAAGCAGUCAGAGUCUGAAAUUGUCACAGACAUUGGAGGUAGUGCCAAGAAAUCAAUCCAGUAUCUGUCUAAUGGCAGUAUCAGGUAGUGUUUUCAAAAUUAGGAUCAUCAAAAAUAUAUACAUUUGUUAUUAGAGGCUUUUAAAAAUUAUUUUACAGUUUAUAAUAUAUUCUUGAAAAGAAAACCCUCUUUGUUUUUAAAAUAAGUUUUAAAAAAAUUAAAUUUUGUCACUUAUUUUCUUUCCUUUAUUAUGGAUGUAAUUCUUACUCCCCCCUCUUCCCUGGUUUCAAAUUUCAGUGAACAGAACAGUAAAGGAAGAAAAGGAAGGCGCAACAUUGAUACUGAUCAAGAUUAUUCGGAUUCAUUCUUGUCAGAUUCUGAGUCAAGAUCAACAAAUCAAUCAAGAACAUUCACUGAUAGUCUUUCUAAGACUUCCCAAGGCACAAAAGGAAGGAGAAAACAUGAUGAUUCGUAUGUUUUUUUUUAAUUAGCCAACAUUUAGAACUAAAAAUAAUUAUAAUUUGAGUAACAAUGUAGUAAAAUAAUAUGGAAAACACCUUAAUGCUCAUACACACCUUCUAAAUCAAUUGUUGAUACCGUGCUUUCAAUGAUAUCCAUGAUUUUCAGUGUCAUAUUAUUUUAAUUCUGUAUUCUUGUUAUUUUUCUUUUCAAUGAAUUUAUUCUUGCAUGCUUGAGGAAUUAAAACUUUUUUCUAUUUAUUCACAGUAAAGCCAGUAAAAGUAAAAGAAAGAGAGAACAUAAAAUCAUUUUAGAAGAAAAACAUGUUGAUAUUUCCACAACAGACAAAAAAGGUGGCACACACCACUGGAAUACUAGUGAGAUGGGAUUUGCCAUCUCUGGGCCUUAUGGCCUUCAGUAUGUUGAUCCCAAGCCAGUGGCUACUCAUGUGGUCAGUGCAGAUGCAUUAGAAGGUCAGGAUACUCAUAUAUUUUUUUUUUUAAAUUUUUUAAUUUAAAAAAAAUAAAUUUAUUUGCUCAAUUAAAAAAAUUUACAGAUGACUUGAAAAAUAAUUUGUUAUUGUUUCAUUCCAGUCCACCCACAUCUGAUACACCCUAUUCCCCUCAGCCCACCUUCACUUCAUUACCUUCUCCCACCCUAUCAGAUCCCUUUUGAUUGCCCUCACCCCUUACACUUUUUUUCCACUUGUAAAUAAAACUAAAAAUAAUUCAGCCAUCAGACCCUAUUUCUCAGUAGCCAACAUAUUUUGAUAGCCUUGUAUUUUUCACCCUUCCCUCAAUUCCAAAUACACUUUAUAACUUACCCCCACACUGGACCUAGAUUAUUAACUCAAUUAUAUUAUAAAUAAUAUUUAAAUUUUAUUUUUUCCUCCUCUGUAGUUAAUGCUCAGUAUCUAGAAAAAAGGUAAAAAGAAAUGUCAACACAAAAAAAAAUAACUUAGUAAAAUCCCAAAAAUUAUUAUCUUUUCAUUAUUACAUUAAAUUAAAGAUUUCUUGGAAGUGUUUUAUCAUCAAGUAGUCUUGAAUAAAUGUUGAAUAAUUUACAUUUGUAGGCACAAAAUAAUAAACAAAAAUAUUUGUUGAUGAACUUGGUAUAGUAAAAUAGUUUUGGGCCUGUACAAGUACUAACCAGCUGAGUACAUAUAUCAAAAUUUUACUCAAGAUCUUACCCUGUCUCUGGGACAGAAAGAUAGAUCACAGAUAUUAUGAGCACAAAGUGUGUGCCAUAAAAGAAUAAAGGUAUAAAUUAUAUAAAUUUAUCUAAUGCUAUUUUAGAUCCCAAUGAUGAUAUUUAAAACACUUUUAAAACAGUGGAAGUGGUUGUGUGUUGUUUUGGUUCAAAGCCCAUCUUCUCUGGGUUGUUUUUUUUUAAAAUUGUUACAACAUUAUCAUUACCAAUUAUACCUAAUCAUUUACUGUAAUAUUUACAAAAUAUUCAGUACAAUUUUUAUGUCCUAAAAACUACCCUAUACAGAAGGUUCUCAAUGUAUGUCAGUUCAUUUUACGGUGAAUCUGAUGUUAUGUCGGUCAUUGCUGGGCACAAAAUGAAAAAAAUUAUUAAAUGUACUAAUGCACCAUGAGUAAGUACUAAUUCAUCAUGGAAGCUAGUAAGCUAGCACACAACGUCCAGCAUCCCAAGCUACCUUAAUAAUUUCAUUUUUAUGUUUUAAUAUCUUAAAUAUGUUUAAAUAUCUUAAACGUGAUGUGUGAAUAUACAUAUAUAUGUAUUUUACUACAUACUAAUAUAUUUACAAAUACAUAUAUACAUGUAGUUUAUAUGUCAGUAGGGUACUUAGCAAAUUACAAGCUACGUCACCAUUUAAAACAGAACCGCACCUUAAAAUGAGGACCUCAAAUAUUUGUGUGGGCCUACACACCCAAUUUAUUUAAUAUAAUUUAAGUUUUAUCACAGUCUAACCCGCUUCUUUCUUCUUCUUCUAUAUUAUGAGGGCCCACGAUCAAUGUAUUGAUCAUUCUGGCUCCUAUGUUUGUAGAUGGGGUUCGCAAUGUUUCUGUGCAUGGUUUUGAAAAGGAUACUUCACUGGCUGCGACUGCAAGGGAUACUCAGCUAUAGUAUAGGAACUGGGGGUUGGAAGGCAGGAGGCAAUAGAUGCAAAUGUGUCAAGUGUUGUCAUCUCAACUGUUCCUUUGGAAGCUUGUUCCAGUCCCUGAUUGUCUUUGGCAGGAAUGAGCAGUUCCUGUACUGUGUUCUUGAUAUUAUGACUGUCUAUCAUGGCCUCGUCACUGUCUAGGGGGGAGAGGGACGAGUUGUUUAUUGCUGGAGUGGACCAGCCAAUUUUUUAUCUUGAACAUCAUGGAGUGCCUGGAUAAUCAUCGCUGUUCUUCUAAUGGUGACCAGCCCAGUGUUUCCAGCUUGCUGCCAACACUUACAGGGCUGUUGGGUCCAAUAUAUUUGCUCCAUCUCCUGGUCUACCAUAUUAUGUUAAUGAUUGUUUGUUUCUUAAAUUGGAUUAAAAUUAUGUCAAAAUUUUAAUUUUUAAGCUUUAUGCUCAUUAAUAAGGGUGAGAAAAAAGUUUUCAUUUACCUGUACCGGUAUUAUAAAGUUUUCUAAAAUAUGUUAUUUGCCUUAUUAAAAUUGUUCGGUAUAUUGUAUAGACUUUGCUUUGAAAAUGAAGUGCAAAAUAUAGAAAUAAUAACAGAUAAAACGUGAGGGCAUCUUAAAAAUAAACUCUAGAUCAAACACUAUUUUUAUCAUUUUACACAAUUUUGCGGAAAUAGAGUAAAAAGUUUAGAAAUUUAACGCUGACAAAAUAAAGUAAGAAUUGUAUAAAUUACAUGGGAAAAACAAUAGCCUAUGUUGGAGAGCUUUUAUUUACUAUAUUUGAUAUCUUAAACAAACUUAUAGAAAUUAACUGCAUUCAAAGUGCUUUAAAAAUAUUUUCUGAUGUGCACCAAUCUGUAUUGGUCAUGGCCUGGAAAUAUUUUAGUACGCAAAGUGGUAAACUAAAUUGUUGUCUUUAAGAACUAAAGGCAUGCGUUCAGUAUUUAAUAUAUUAGACAUUGAUUAGUGAGCGCUUCUUCAUAUUCUUUUGGGCCAAGCUAUUAGUUCUUUAUGACCCCAGUCACAGUGUCCACCACAUACAUCCUUUGUGGGGCACUUCUGUACAUCAUUAUUUGAAAAAAAUGGAUUUUAAGUUUAUACAUUUUUUAAAUUUGCAAUUAUAUAAAUAUAAGGAUAUUGAAGGAAAGCCGGAUUUCUGGUUUUUGGUUUUGAAACCGAUAACCGGUUAGUAAAUUUUAUUUAAUGCUGAAAAAUAAAAUACUUAAUAAAAAAAAAAUGCUGUUUAAUGCAUAAAAUUGGUAGCCAACUCACUAAUGCAAUGCAUAUCUGAACGUACUACACUCUAUAUUGAUAGUUGAACAAUGAUAAAAUCGUUUAAGACCCCGAUUUUUUUUUACAGGGAAUAGGGGUUGCCUUGCUAUUGCAUUUACUGUGCAAUAGAUUCUAACAAGUUGCCAGAUUGCACUCCCAAUGAACUAUUUCAAGUGUAUGAAGUGGACUGAACAUGCAGCCCUCUGUAAAAAUUGCCUCCUGAGGCAAACAGCCCUCUCCAUCCCCUCUCCCCAAGCCCCUGGAUAAAAUAUAAAAUACUAAGUUGAUCUGACAUGGUGACGAGGAACAGUUUGGAGUGCAUUAAAAAGGGGGUUAAAGCCGGGGGGGGGGGGGGGGAACCAACCAACCAGCCGAAAUAAAUAAUUAUUUAUUUCUAAGCUAGGCUUGUGAAACUGUGAUAAAAGUAAACAUUCAAUACCAUCCUACUCUUACAUUACCAUGUUUCUGAUACCAGUACUUAAUAAGUAUAAGUAAUUUUACCCCUGGGCUCACAGCACCUUAAAUAUUCACUACUCAGCCCUCUAAAAAAAUAUGAAGAUCCCCUGUUAACUAUGAAAAAUCUAACUAUCUUAUUAUUAUCAUCUAGUUCUUCAUUAAAAUAUCAGCUGUGUAUCUAAAUGUCUUGUCUUUUAUUAGACAAUUUUUUAAAAUAUAUCUUAUUAUCUUAAUAUUUCUCUUGUGUUUUUGUCUUUUGAAAGUAUCUCUACCAAAAUUAGUCACUGUUCUGCACUACUGACUCUGUUGUGCUUUUUUAAUUUGACUGAAUCUGUUAAAAAUAUUUCUAUUUUUAUGCAGUUCUGUUUGCCUACCACCCCAUCCCUUCAUUCACUGUACAAAAAAACACUUUCUUUGAAAUGCAGUUGUUCUUUUAAGCAUUCUAACACUCCAGUUUUUUUAAAUCACAUUUUACUUUACCCUAAUAUAAUAUGUGAAUAUAACACCUAGUCUUUACAGCCAGUCAUUGUUUCAAGUGUUAUACCUGCUAAACAACCCCUGGGUCAUCUCUCAUUCUUGUUAGCUAAUAUCAAUAGCAUAACAAACAGAAAAAAAAAUCUAGUUAUUUUAAUGUUUAUUGAUUAUUCUUGGCACACACUCUCCAUGUCAUAGAAGCACAGAAUGGUUGGCUCUAUCUGAUUGGGCCACCAACACAAAAUAGUUGUUGAAGUGGGAGAUUUUCAUUGGUCCUUGGGUUACCAGAUGGUCAACAGAUUUAGGCCUCUAGUAUUAAUUAAACAUGGAUUAUUAUCUGUCUUUUUUUUCUCUCUCUCCUUCAUAUUAAAAUUCUUUCGGAUUGGUUAUCUGAUUGAAAAAACCAGUGUUAAAUAGUUUAUUUUUAGCUAAAUCAGAAAUUCACUAAUACAUACUAUUUUUAAAAAAAACGAAUAAUUUGUCUACAAGUCCUGUUAUUUUUAAAAAAAUAAUCUAAACAUGUUUUUUUAAAUUUUAAAAUUGACAUUUACCUCUCACACAUGCAAUGGGCAAUUAUACUUUCAAAUGCCAACAUCUUGCAAACGGUAAAUGCCAUAGACAUGUGGCUCCCUAACUGUUGAGUUUUCCCAUUUGCCCUAUGCCAAUUUCUGAUUCACCAUAUACCAUGAAAUAGGGAUUAUUUUUUUUUGCUUAUGGGUUAGGUAAAAAUAAAUAAAACACUUACUUAAAGAUAAUAAAACAUGAAAUGGAAAAAAUUCAACUUAUUGUAGUUGGUGGGAUGAGUUGUUUGUUGCACAUUUUCUCAAAUCUUGGAAUCAAAUUAAUUGGACAUAGCCACUUUCAAUUUCUUCUUCACAUUUAUUUUUAGAUAACUUUUUUUUUACGGCUGGCUUCGCAAAAAUAACUCGUGAAUGAAGAUAAAAUUCAGAGUUUUACCAUUCAGAAGAAGCUACCGUUAUAUAUCUUUUACUGAUAUCCAUAAUUCAGUAUACAGAUCCCAUCAUAUGUUAUUUCAAUGCUGUGUUGCAAUGCAACUCAAUUAUAUUCUUUUACCAUUGUUAAAAAUUUGCAAGUCCCUGUGAGGAACACAGAGCACCACGGAGCAUAAAGUAGCAACAUUAUAAUUGGCCAUUUGCAAGUGAAUUCAGUUUGUUUUAUUUGCUGUGAUCCUUACAUUAUUUCAAAAUCUGAAUUAGUUGUAUCUAUUAAAUUUAAGGGACAAUGGUAUCAAUACGAAACAGUAUGAAGGACUAAAUGUAACAUUGUCUUGAUGUGAUGCACCAAACUAAUCAUAAUAUAUCAGAACUUUUAGUACUUGGAUGAUUAAUAUUGUCAACCUUUAACCUUGUUUUGUUUUAGCUCUGACAGCCUACAGCCCUAACAUGUUGGCACUACAGGAAAUGAUGAGAGCCCAGCUGAAUCUUGUCAGAAACUUUGUGGACAUCCAAAGCAGAAUAUACCAGUCUUGUAUGGCUGGAUUAAGCUAUGAUUAUAAAUACACAACUUUGGAAGAUACUAAAAAGGUACAUUUUGAAUCUCAUAUUUAUCUAUAAAUCUUUGGAAUUACACAUUAGCCUCGGAAAAUAUUGUUUAAACGUGAUUGAGUGUAAAUGUUAUUAAAUGACAUUAAUCAAUUAUAUAACUAUGCACUAAAAGAGGCAGUCACAGUGUGAAACAGGUGAUCAUUUCUUUACUGUCGAACAAAUGUUAUGAAUUUAAAGUAACUGAUGUUAUCACAAAUGUAUAGAACUUAAAUAGGUUGUUUUUUUUUUGAAGGAUGCAGAUAAAUCUUUCUAUUAACCAGAAGGCCCACAAAUUUGAACCAAAAUUUUGCAAUAGCUAACAUCUUUUUUCCUCACUUAUUAAAAUUUUUCUUAAAUUACUUAAGUCUCUAGACUCAGUAGGACAUGACCAUACUUUUUUUUAUAAUCAAAUUUUUUUUUAUGGUUUAUGUAAUUGUGAAUUUUUAAAAUUAUAUUUCAGUAUAUUGAUGAGAAUCGAAAACCAACACUAACAUUUAAAGAGGCCUUAAAACUUGUUGAAGAGGAAGAAGCUAUGAGAGCUUGAUUGAUGUGUAUUAAAAGUUAUGUACUGCUUACAGUCAAUUAUAAGAUACAAAUUGACUUUUACUACAAAUAGCUGUCGAGAAGAUGUUGAGAAGAUAUCGUCUGGACCUGGUGAAUCUUGGCAACAAAACUGUGAUAUUGUCUAAACUGGUGUACUGGUACAUUAAUAUUCUUAAAAUAGUUUUAUUAUAAAUUAAAGGUUGUAUUAUGUGAAUCUAAUCUUAACUUAUUGCAAGAAAUAUACAGAAAUCAAAGAUAUUGAUCCAAUCAACUCAAAAAUCAUCAAAUCACUGGCAUUUCUUCACAGCUAAAUAAUCCUUUUGCAAUGCUACUGGGAUUUUUUUUUAUUUCUCUGCUCUUAAAAAUAAAUGUUUGUUUGCAAGAAUGUUUUUUAUUUAUUUUUAUAAAUGUAUAAUGGUUCAAAAGCAAUUUAUUACUCGCCAAAAAAGAUUUAGGAACCAUAUUUGUAUUAAAUUUUAAUUCACUUAAUUGGUGAAAAUAACAAUUAUAAAUGGAUACAUGUUUUAACAUUACAUGUUCAAUAAAUAAACUACUGCAGUUUUUGUUCUUGUUCUUUAACUACUUUAAGUAAGCUUAAUACUGAUGUAUCAGGACAGUAUUCCAAAUUUAAUUUACAACCCAUGAAAAUGAUGUUUAAUAUAUAAUCAUAAAUAAUUGGCAGCUUAUAUCUUA